AUGGAACAGACUCAAGCACCCGAGACCGUUCCUACCAGACCUCGUCGCAUCCGCCUGCACCAUCCAGGCCGCUUCCGAAACGUCACCAUAGGCCUCAUGAUCGCAACCAUGACCGUUUUCGGCAUCCUCGUCAUGGUCGCCCUCGCGCACACGCCCAAAGUGAACAAUAACGAACUCUUCAACAACAAUUCGACCAAAGGCGGCGGCGACUACACCACCACAGCAGUCAUCACCGUCACCGCUGUCACCGAUCAGGUGCCUACCGCGAUGGUACCCGAUCGAGAGGAGAGUCGUGUCCUUCCCGAGGUCCCCGAGACGAAGGGCAUGCCCGUCGUUACCCGUGGCCCCAUCUCGAGUGAUGCUGCGUCUAUCUAGAAUUUCUCUCAGCGACACCUGGAUGGUCAUUUAGUAGACCGACGCCGCUUUCGAAACCUCGUACAUAUUUGAGGGGGAGGGGGGUAGGAUUUGGCUGAGAAGAAGGAGAAGAAGAAGCUACAGUGGGCUCGCGAAGUCGAUUAUUGCCCUGGGUGUCCCAGCACGACGGAAGAAGUGUACUGGUGCGGAGAGGACAAAGGGUUUCCAUGAGAUCAUGGGGGGAACAGGAACAACGGAGGAUGGGAGGCAUUCUGACUUUGUCUUUGCUUUCACGGCGGCGGGAGUUGUAACAAAG
Messenger RNA from Colletotrichum godetiae, 670 nucleotides. RefSeq lists its product as uncharacterized. The coding region runs from base 1 to 375 and encodes 124 amino acids. The transcript has 2 exons. Lineage: Eukaryota; Fungi; Ascomycota; Sordariomycetes; Glomerellales; Glomerellaceae. The record is from RefSeq and is a predicted model, not a curated record.